Messenger RNA from Cucumis melo (muskmelon), 2180 nucleotides. RefSeq lists its product as uncharacterized. NCBI's taxonomy places the organism in Eukaryota, Viridiplantae, Streptophyta, Magnoliopsida, Cucurbitales, Cucurbitaceae. The transcript has 4 exons. The coding region runs from base 1238 to 1987 and encodes 249 amino acids. The record is from RefSeq and is a predicted model, not a curated record.
CAAGAUUUAUACUUUAUUGCCGACACCCUCACUCUACUUUCUUUAUUCUUUUUCAAAAUAGACUCCCCAUUUUACUCCUUACCAAUUUUCAAUUAAAAUUUUAAGAAAACACAAAGUUUAUUUAUAAAAAUUCUUUCAAACCAUAGGAUAAACUAAGAGUUGGGCAACAUAUCAGAUAUUGAGUUGUUAUUAUUAUUAUUAUUAUUAUGCAAUCUGCGUUUUAUUUAUUGCUAUUCUUUUUUCUUUCAGAAAAUAAAUGACCUGUUUCUUUCUCUUGGUUCGCUUUUAAUUGUAACAAUAUUGCUAUUUUUGUUAAAAUUGUGAAUUUACGUGCAACAAUUUAAAGUUUUGGAAGUUCUUGAAUUAGGCUGAAUCCGAGCUUCAAAUACUCAAACCUUUACCAUUUGUGAAAGAAUAAUUAUAUUUUUAUUAUGUUAUUGCUUUGCUAAUAUGAGAAAUUAGGGCUAACGUAGGUAAAAGAUUAAGAUAAUGACCAUCUCUAAUCACCAACUAAAAAAAGAAAAUUGAAUUUUAUACAAUUUAAACACUUCUUCUUCUUCCUCUUCUUUUAGCUUUACAAAUAUUUAAAAUAACGCUCUAACUCAUAUUCGGAAAAGAUUUGAAAUUAAGACAUUUUCAAAUGAGUAAAUAUAUAAAUGUUUAUUUCACUUUAGGGGGGAAAUUGUAUCGAAUAUUCUUUCUCCAAUUACAAAGUUAAUUUUAGACUGAAAAUGGCAUAAUAUAUAUGAAGUUGAAGACAUGAAAAUGGAUUGUUAGGUUAAAUGGGCAUAAUGGUAAAUACGGAAGAGGAAAGGGGAAGAAACGGAAAUGGCGAACAGAAGUUUACAUGGAGAGUUCAGCCAUUGGUUUUCUCAAACAUGGGACAAAAGCUAUGCGAAAUCAAGCUCCUUCCAUUGUAUAAGUUUCCAAACCUUUUCAUACCUUAAACUCCAUUAUAUAUAUAUAUACAUAUAUCUAUCUUUCUCUCCCGCCUUGCCUUCUUCAUCAUUGAUUCAACCAGCGUCCUGCUGAAGUUUUUUGCUUCUGAUUACAUUGUGAUUUAUACCGACCGACCACUGCAAAAUUUUCAUCCUUUUGGCUUCUGGGACUUAUAGGUCAAUGCGGUAGCUGGCUGCUUGGUUGGAGUCUGUUGUUAGCUGGGUUUUCCAGAUAAAAUUCCAUUACCAGCGAUCGUUAAUAUCAUUCACUUUGGGACUGCAACAUUUUCUUAAUUAAAAUGUCGCUCUUGUCAAAGUUGCGCUGUAUCACCAUAGAUGUUACUGGUACAUUGUUAGCUUACAAAGGGGAACUAGGUGAUUACUAUUGCAUGGCAGCCAAAUCCGUGGGGCUGCCAUGCCCUGAUUACAAGCGUGUGCAUGAGGGCUUUAAGUUAGCUUACAAGGAGAUGGCAAAAAAUUACCCAUGUUUUGGAUAUGCAGCAAAAAUGCCUAACAUCAUUUGGUGGAAAACUUGCGUUAGAGAUUCCUUUAUCAGGGCUGGAUAUGAUUAUGAUGAGGAGACUUUUGAGAAAGUGUUUAGACGUAUAUAUGCAUCCUUUGGUUCAUCUGCUCCUUAUAAGGUGUUUGAAGAUUCCCAACCAUUCCUUAGAUGGGUGCGUGAGCAAGGUCUUAUGGUUGGCAUCAUUAGUAAUGCAGAGUACCGGUACCAGGAUGUGAUCCUUCCAGCCUUAGGCUUGAAUCAGGGAUCGGAAUGGGACUUUGGUGUAUUCUCGGGUCUCGAGGGUGUGGAGAAACCAGAUCCUAGAAUCUACGAGAUUGCGAUUGAGAGGGCUGGAAAUAUAGCACCAGAAGAAGCUCUCCACAUUGGAGACAGCUUGCGAAAAGAUUAUCUUCCUGCAAAGAGUGUGGGAAUGCAUGGUCUAUUGUUGGAUAGAUUUAAGACAUCAGAUGCUGAGGAAUGGAGGAAAUCUGGGGCAGUGGUGCUUCCCGAUCUGGUGGCUGCUCGAGAUUGGCUUCAGAAUAACUGAUUUGUCAUGUUAAAAACUUAAGAUAUGGGCCACCAAAGUCAUAUGCUCUAUAAGGCGCUUCUCUUCUUAUAAAGAAAGAGAGAGAGAAAAACAAUGUACUGUUAAUUUACAUACAAGGAUAAUCUUGAUUGAAAUCAUGCAUCCAAGUGGAUGAAGCAUUAACAAAAUUGGCAAGAAAUUGAGGAGAGUGAAA